Molecule: messenger RNA, 2046 nt
Organism: Brugia pahangi
Lineage: Eukaryota; Metazoa; Nematoda; Chromadorea; Rhabditida; Onchocercidae
Source: the annotation of a GenBank genome assembly
AUGAGCGGGAAGCGGUAUAAACAAAAUGCAUGUAAUAUCGAUCAGUGUCAUGUAACUAAGAAAAAAUUUCGUCGCAAGGAAUUACCAGUCGAUGGUGUUCAUUUACAGUUGGCGGAAGUGAUAAGACAAAAUGGCAUAUCAGUCAUUGUUGGUGAAACUGGAAGUGGUAAAAGUACACAGAUUCCUCAGAUUUGUUAUAAUGAAGGUUUGAUCGGUAGUGGUCUUUUGGCUGUUACACAGCCACGCCGUGUUGCUGCAAUAACACUUGCGAAACGUGUAGCUUUGGAAAUGAAUGCAAAUCUUGGUGAAGUGGUUGCCUAUAAGGUGAGGUUUGAAAAUACCGCAAGUGAUGAAACAAAGAUUGUUUACGGUACCGAUGGUAUCUUUUUACGUGAAACAUUUUAUGAUUCGUUACUCACACCUUAUUCUAUUGUAAUUGUCGAUGAAGCUCAUGAACGUUCUGUUCAUACAGAUAUCUUGUUAUAUUUGCUGAAGCUCUGUUAUAAGCAGCGGUUAGGUACAUCCAAUCCAUUAAAGUUGCGUUUUUUAUUAAUUGUUAUCAUGUCAGCUACAUUGGAAACUAAUGUUUUUUCGGAAUAUUUUGAUGAUGCACCGGUAUACAUAGUACAAGGAAGAACCUAUCCAGUCGAGAUUUUUUAUGCAAAUUCAUUGGAUAAAAAAGAUGAUGAUUAUGUGUUCAAUGUUUUGACAACGGUUUUGCAAAUCCAUCGUACUGAACCACUAAGCUCCGAUGUAUUGGCAUUUUUAACUGGACAGGAAGAAAUUGAAACAGCAUGUAAGAAAGUGCAGGAAGCUUCAAGACUUCUACCGGCUGAUUUGGUAGCUCUCCCACUUUAUGCGGGUCUCCCACCAUCGGCACAAAUGCGGGUUUUUGAACCAGCAGGCAUACCACACACACGCAAAGUUAUUUUCGCUACAAAUAUAGCGGAAACAUCCAUUACUAUACCAGGUGUGCGGAUUAUUGUUGACAGUGGAAAAAUAAAAGUGAAAACCUUUCUUCCGGAUCGUCAUAUCGAUAUUCUUCGUGUGGAAAAUAUUUCACAGUGCUCAGCAACGCAGAGAGCUGGUCGUGCUGGACGUGAAGCACCGGGCAAAUGUUAUCGGCUUUAUUCGGAAAAACAUUUUCAUUCAUUAUCCAAAAUAACAGUUCCAGAAAUUUUACGAUCCAAUUUAUCUGUGGUGCUACUCGAACUGUUACGUAUUGGUUUACGACGAAUAAAAUCAUUAGCUUUAAUUUCAAAUCCCAAAAAAGAAGGAUUGGAAGCUGCUGAAAAACAUCUUCGUCUGUUGGAUGCAGUAAAGCAACCUGAUAAAAAAGGGAGAUUGAAACUUACUGAAAUGGGUACAACAUUAUCAUCAUUUCCGGUUGAUCCAGCUUUUGCACGUGCUCUGAUAGCAGCUUCGCAGAAUGGAUGUUUAGAAGAAGUUCUGACAAUUGUGGCAUUUAUGUCCAUUGAUUCCGUUUUCGUUAGUUCAGCUGUAGGUCAUGAACGAACAAAUUUAUCAAAGCGUAAAUUUGAAGCACCCGAAGGUGAUCACUGCACCCUGCUGAACGUUUACCGAGGAUAUCGUUUAGCUCGGAAAGAAAAGAAGUUAGAGGAAUGGUGCGAAGCAAAUCAUGUCCAUCAGCGAUUACUUAAUACUGUUUUUAAAAUUCGAAGACAACUGCGCGAUAUUUGUCUAAAAAAUUCACUGAUUUUUCGUUCGUGCGGUAGUGAUACUGACAGACUCAGGAAAACACUUUGCCAGGGUCUUUUCAUGAAUGCUUGUGUUUAUGAGAGAUCACAGGACCGUUAUAGUUUAUUAAUAUCACCUGGAACCUCGCUAAAAAUUCAUCCUUCCUCUUGUUUGUCUCGCUCUCGACCAACGGCCUUUAUCUUUACUGAUCUUGUUCGAACGAAUGAGUUGUACGCUCGUGAUAUCACAGUGAUUGAUCUCGAGUGGGCCAAAGAGUUACUUGAGUCAAAGAAGACGGUAUUGAACAUGUUUCGCGAUGAAAGAUUACAUUCGGUGAUUCAUUCAUAG